UUGCUGCCUGCCAUGGUCUCUCUCAGUCUGCUCAGAAUGGGAAGGGUUAUUUAGAGAUUCGUGCUGGAGGAACAAAGCUGUCCCUAAAGCUUGGUCCAGGAACCUUGGCAGACAGCUCAGUGCAGAAAGCAGCUGCAUUCGGAAACCCAUCCCGGCUGGGAGCUGUCCAUAAGGGGAGGGAGUCACUUGCUACUGAGUGGGCGAGUGUGUGUGUGAGAGAGAGAGAGAGACAGAGAGACAGAGAGAGAGACAAAGGGAUGCUGUCAGAGAGCCGUUGGUGCUGAAACAGAGAGACUGCCAGGGAAACGCGAUUGAUCAGAGCCUGCGACUGUCAACUUUCGGAUAGUGGAGCACUCCAGUAACCCACCAUGGAUCUCUCGUUCAUGGCUGCACAGAUCCCUGUGAUGACGGGUGCCUUCAUGGACUCCCCUAUCGAUGAGUGCAACACCGAGUUCUCACUCUUCAACUCAUCGACCAACAUGAACGAGACCCUGUCAGCCCCAAAUCAGCCCGAGGAACCAGCUCGCUCCUCCAAUGACGCCAUCUGGUUAUGGAUUGCGAUAAUAGCCACCAUUGGGAACAUUGUGGUGGUUGGUGUUGUAUAUGCGUUCACCUUUUAGGUGGUUCGGGGCCUGACAACUCAACGUGACUGUCCUCCCAACAGUCUGUCCCCACAAUGGAGGAUUUUAUACGUCAUCCAACUCAGUCACUUGUGGGUCUGCAUGUUCUAAUGGUACCCUGUAGCCUUGUGUCACAUGUGUACUCAGUUUUGGUCACUGGACAAUCAAUGGCUCCAAACCUAUUGGCCUCUUCAACUUGGUAAUUACAGGGAGCUGAUAUUCCCUAUUCAAUGAGCCACAAACUGCUAUCUUUUAAUGACGAGAUCCUUGCAUAAGUUAACAACAACGAUAUUUACACAGUCACAGUCUCUUUCGAGGGAAUUUGCAGUGCAAUUUUCAAUUGCCCAGCGCCACACCCCAAUUAUUCAGCACAUUCCGAUAGGUUAAUGCAGUUUAGUGGCAAUGUUGGGUUUUUGCUUUAAGAAUUAAAUACAAACUGUGUCAGGGUUAUUUUUGAAAUAUAAUACUUUUAUAAAUACAGGUUAUCUCGACUUAAGGGAAAUGUAAUGGGUUAGAAGUCACUUCCUGGGCAGGUAGUGGCGAUGGGCUUUUAUUGAGAUCUUCUUCAGCUGUUGUUGCAGGAGAUUCAUCCUCGCUGUCUGUGCGAGUUGAGACUCAAGAGGGUCAGGUUGGCGAGGGAGGGAGGGAAGUUUCAAGGAUUUGGGUGUCUGGUUUUUAGGGACACACUAGCCCUGAGUCACGUUGAUUAUCUCUGUAAAACACAGGGAUGUUUCGCGCUGGGAAGUAUCGAUGUGCCAUUCUUUCCAAAUCCUCUUCCUGUUGUGUGGCUGAAUUCUGCUUCAACAGAUGCUGGUACAGUGGACUACUAAAAUUUUUCAAUUUCUGUGAGUCAUGUCCAAAAUAUGGAGUAUUUGUGAAAAAAAACUCCAAAGAAAUGACAUAGCCAGCAGGAAUGAAUAAGUGAGAAACUUCAAAUAUUGCCAUUCGUAAAAACUAUUCUUCAUAGCUGUAAGUACAAGUGCUUUAAUGGCAGUUUAUUUAUGUAUUUAACAGACAAAACUGCCCGGGGAACACAAUGGGUUAAAAAUGGGUUGGAUAGGGAAUCAGCAGCCUUUUUUAAAUUUGUCUGGUGAAAUUAAUAAGAAACAAGUAACAGUGUAAAUAUAAUCUUGCAAAAUAUUUCUUAUUCGCUUUCUGUCUUGCAAGGAGGGUUUGAGUAGGUUGGGGACGACACUCAUUGGAGUUAUGAAAAAUGUGAGGCGACCUUAUUGAAACAGAUGAGACUCUUAGGGAGUUGACUGAAUAGAUGCAGAGGGGUUAUUUCCCCUUUUAGGAAAGAUUAGCAUCAAAGUGCAUCACCUCAGAGAAUUGAUCACCUGUUCAAAUCAAAGAUGAGGAGGUAAUUCUUUUCAGAGGGGAAUAAAUCUGUGGAAUUUUUUUUUUUAACCACAGAGGGCUGUCAAGGCUGGGUCAUUCAAGGCUGAGAUGGUCAG
Messenger RNA from Chiloscyllium plagiosum (whitespotted bambooshark), 2074 nucleotides. It is a transcript of the gene c17h14orf132, whose product is annotated as chromosome 17 C14orf132 homolog. The record is from RefSeq and is a predicted model, not a curated record. Lineage: Eukaryota; Metazoa; Chordata; Chondrichthyes; Orectolobiformes; Hemiscylliidae.